Messenger RNA from Notechis scutatus (mainland tiger snake), 3744 nucleotides. NCBI's taxonomy places the organism in Eukaryota, Metazoa, Chordata, Lepidosauria, Squamata, Elapidae. The record is from RefSeq and is a predicted model, not a curated record.
AUGGACUUGCUUUCUGGGACUUACCUCUUGGCAGUCUUACUGGUCUGCGUCGUGUUUCAGUCGGGCGCUCAGGAGAAGAAUUACACCGUGAGGGAGGAGUUACCGGAAAAUGUCCUUAUUGGCAAUUUGCUGAAGGAUCUCAACCUGACCCUUGACCCCGAUGUGCCCCUUUCAUCCCCGCUUCAGUUCAAGCUCGUGUACAAGACUGGUGAUGUCCCCCUCGUCCGCGUGGAGGAAAAUACCGGAGAAAUAUUCACCACGGCCAACCGCAUCGAUCGGGAAAAGCUUUGCUCUGGCAUUUUUAGUGAGAACCGUUGUUUUUAUGAGGUGGAAGUUGCAGUUCUUCCUGAUGAGGUCUUCAGGCUGGUCAAGAUUCGAUUCCUGAUUGAGGAUAUAAAUGAUAAUGCUCCUCUUUUCCCCUCCACGGUCAUCAAUAUCUCCAUCCCUGAGAACACCGCGAUCAAUUCCCGCUAUUCUGUCCCGUCAGCUGUUGAUCCUGACAUUGGAGUGAAUGGCAUUCAACAUUAUGAACUCCUUAAGCCCAAAACAGCUCCGAAAAGGACUUUUGGAUCCAUUACAAAUGAACAGGGUCAAAAUGUAUUUGGACUUGAUAUCAUUGAAACACCUGAAGGAGACAAGUGGCCCCAGUUGAUAGUGCAACAAAUCCUUGACAGGGAGCAGAAGGACACCUAUGUGAUGAAGAUUAAAGUGGAGGAUGGUGGAAACCCUCCGAGAUCCAGCACGGCCAUUCUCCAAGUCACCAUCACUGAUGUGAAUGACAACCGUCCGGUCUUCAAGGAGAAUGAUAUCGAAGUCAGCGUUCCUGAAAAUGCACCUGUGGGCACCUCCGUUUCUCAACUUCAUGCCACCGAUGCCGACUUGGGAUCCAAUGCCCAGAUUCACUUUUAUUUUAGUAGCCAGAUCUCUAGUUUGGCCAAAAGACUGUUUGCCAUCGAUAACAUCACUGGUCUUAUCACUGUCAAGGAGCCCUUGGACCGGGAGGAAUCCCCAGUACACAAAUUAACCAUUUUGGCGAGUGACGGCAGUUCCACUCCUUCCAGAGCUACCGUAACAGUGAAUGUCACAGACAUUAAUGAUAACAUUCCCUCAAUAGACACAAGGUAUAUUAUCAAUCCAGUGAAUGGGACUGUGUUACUGUCCGAGAAAGCACCACUCAAUACUAAGAUUGCCCUGAUUACUGUGAUGGAUAAGGAUGCGGACCUUAAUGGCAAAGUUACUUGCUUCACAGACCACGAUGUCCCGUUCAGGUUAAAGCCGGUAUUUGAUAAUCAGUUUCUCCUGGAAACAGCCACCUACUUAGACUACGAGGCCACCAGAGAAUAUGCCAUCAAAAUAGUGGCUUCGGAUUCAGGAAAGCCACCCUUGAACCAAUCUGCGAUGCUGCUGAUCAAAAUCAAAGAUGAAAAUGACAAUGCCCCGGUGUUCACGCAAUCCGUGAUUGGGCUCUCCAUCCCUGAGAAUAACGCUCCUGGAACCCAGCUGACCAAGAUAAGUGCUACCGAUGCUGACAGCGGCCACAAUGCUGAAAUCAGUUACAUGCUGGGAUUGGAUGCUCCCCCGAUUUUCAACCUGGAUCGCCGUACAGGCAUUCUGACAGCCGUGAGGAAGUUGGAUCGAGAAAAACAAGAUCGCUAUUCAUUCACGGUGCUGGCUAAAGAUAAUGGCAUGCCACCUUUGCAAGCCAAUGCUACUGUGACUGUUUCUGUUUUGGAUCAAAAUGACAACAGCCCUGCUUUCACACACAACGAAUACAACUUCUAUGUGCCAGAAAAUCUUCCCAUGUAUGGCACCGUUGGACUAAUCACUGUGACAGAUGCAGACUCUGGAGAAAAUGCAAUAGUGACCUUGUCGAUAUUAAAUGGCAAAGAUAAUUUCAUUAUUGAUCCUAUCACUGGAGUCAUAAGGCCGAAUAUUACUUUUGACAGGGAACAGCAAGGAUCUUAUACAUUUCAGGUGAAAGCAGUGGAUGGGGGCAGGCUCCCACGCACCUCCACGGCUAAAGUUACUAUCAAUGUUGUCGAUGUGAAUGACAACAGGCCUGUUUUUGUCAUUCCUUCCACCAACUAUUCCUACGACUUGGUUCCGAUGUCUGCCAGUCCAGGCUCCAUGGUGACAAAAGUGUUUGCUGUGGACAAUGAUACAGGGAUGAACGCUGAGCUGCGUUAUAGCAUUAUUGGUGGGAAUUCGCGAGGAUUGUUUAUGAUCGAUCAGUUAACGGGCAACGUCACUUUGAAGGAGAAAGUCAUCUCAGCAGAUCAUGGAUUGCACAGAUUGGUAAUAAAAGUCAAUGAUUUAGGGCAGCCUGAAUCUUUAUAUACCAUAGCAUUAGUGCACUUAUUUGUGAAUGAAACCGUCACCAAUGGAUCCUACAUCCAAGAGUUGGUCCGCCGCAACAUGGAAACACCUGUUGGCCAAAAUGUCGGGGAUGGAGACAUUACCCCACAAACCAAUGACUACAUCAAAAUCAUCAUUGCCAUCAUCGCAGGCACCAUGACAGUGAUACUGGUCAUUUUUGUGACAGCCCUGGUACGUUGUCGCCAAACUCCUAGGCACAAAGUGGUGCAGAAAAGCAAGCAGAGUGGUGAGUGGGUUUCUCCAAACCAAGAAAACCGUCAGAUCAAGAAGAAGAAGAAAAAGAAGAAGCGGUCUCCCAAAAGUCUUCUCCUAAACUUUGUGACUAUUGAAGAAUCUAAGCCUGAUGAUCCCGGCCAUGAACACAUCAAUGGCACCUUGGACAUUCCUGUAGAGCUAGAAGAACAGACUAUGGGAAAAUAUAACUGGGCCACCACACCCACCACUUUUAAACCUGACAGUCCAGAUUUAGCAAAGCACUACAAGUCUGCCACUCCGCAGCCCACAUUUCAGAUUAAACCUGAGACUCCAGUACCACCGAAGAAACACCAUGUCAUACAGGAACUUCCUCUGGAUAACACAUUUGUGGUGGGUUGUGAUUCCCUCUCCAAGUGUUCUUCCAGUAGCUCGGACCCAUACAGUGUAUCUGAAUGCAGCUGUCAAGGAGGGUUUAAAGCUCCUGGCUCCGUUCACACCAGACAGCAUUCAAAAGAUGUGGGAAGACCUCAGACCCCACUAAAAGAGACAAGUCUAGAGUCAUGGACCCAACCACCGUCCCAGCGCCGAGUUACAUUUCAUCUCCCCGAUGGGUCUCAAGAAAGCUGCAGUGACAGUGGGCUGGGAGACCACGAGCCCAGCAGUAACACCAGUAUGACCCACCCUUUGCCACUGGGUUUCCCUCAAGAGGAGUACUAUGAGCAGACCUCACCCAACAGUCGGACAGAGGGAGAUGGAAACUCAGAUCCGGAGUCCACUAUUGAGGUGAACCUCCAAAAAGCUCUCACGGAAGCUUCCGAAACCUGCACGCAGGAAUGCCUCAUCCUUGGCCAUUCUGACAAUUGCUGGAUGCCUCCUUCAUUGACACAAUACCAGCAAUCCAAUCCACCUUUGCCAGCCUUUGGCUUCCAGCAGGGGUGGGUGCGAGGAGCCAUCUCGGAAGGAAGACACACCCUUGGACGGGCCGGUUCCAAGGAGGAUACAGAGAAAGGCCAAGGGGGACCUAAGCCUCAGUUCUACAAUGCCUGUGACAGACUCUGCACCAGUGACGACCCAGUCAAACUGAUCCCCCUGGCAAACUUCAUACCUCCUGCCCAGGCUGGAAGCGGCAUCCCUUUGAUCCAUGAGCACCAGCUAUAAAAGGCAUAUCUUGAC